Ipomoea triloba (trilobed morning glory) is the source of this 2950-nucleotide messenger RNA. RefSeq names its product mitogen-activated protein kinase kinase 10. The transcript is spliced from 2 exons. The record is from RefSeq and is a predicted model, not a curated record. NCBI's taxonomy places the organism in Eukaryota, Viridiplantae, Streptophyta, Magnoliopsida, Solanales, Convolvulaceae. The coding region runs from base 1846 to 2787 and encodes 313 amino acids. Gene Ontology annotation, biological process: protein phosphorylation. Gene Ontology annotation, cellular component: cytoplasm. Gene Ontology annotation, molecular function: ATP binding; protein serine/threonine kinase activity.
CUUAUUUUUCUUAGUUUCUCCCCUUUGUGGGAAAUCCCCAAUUCUCCCUAGAUUAGAUUAGUUCUCCAUGAUAGAUGCAAGAAGGAGGAUGAGAGUGAAGAUGUAAUAGAUCUAUUGGUUUCCUAGUGUAUAUAAACUGAAAGUGAAUGGCGCGGAACGGAGCUCGUUUCAGACGUCUGUUUUCAUUAAUCACAACGACGCCGUUUCGAUACAUGAUCCACAAUCCAUUGUGGACCGCAGUCCACGGUAAAAUUUGCGAGUUAACACCACCAAUGCACAUACUCUCUACAGUAAGGGUGUGUUUGGUUCGCACAUGGGAAUCGAAAUCAGAAUAGCUAUCACAUACUUGGUAAUGUUAAUGGGUUUUGGUGAAAGUAAUUUGCAUGUUUGGUAGCGGGGUGGAAUGCGAAUGAUUAUUAAUAGUUGGAGAAGCAACUAAGGAGGAAGGCGGAAACCCUUAUUUUAUUAGGAAAUAAGUUUUGCAAUUAAGGGGUAAUCAAAACUCAUAGUAGUGUUCUAAAAACCUGCCAACCAAACAAUAACAAUGACUUUGAUACCCAUUACUGAUAGCUAAACUGUCAACCAAACACACCAAAAUAGUAUCUAUCCAACCUUUUUACACAGUGGGUGCACACACAAAAAGAAAAAAAAAAAGAAAAAAAAACCAGUAAUGAACCCAACCACAAGAGAGUGAUUGUUCCCGAAUUAUGGCCCCUUCCUAUCAUAAUUACACUACAUUUAUGUGAAGAAAAUGAUAUAUGUACUCUCAAUGAAGUAAAAUUCUAAUUGUUAUGAUUUGAUUUAUAGAAAAAUAAUAAUAAUAAAAACUCUGAUCCACCAUUUUUUCUAGAUGAAUUAGAGUAUGACACUUAAACUAGGAGUAAUAAAUUAAAUAAAAAAUGAGAGUAUUUACUUUUUACAUGGAGUUGCAAAUGCACCCGGAUGGAUAUGCACAUACACCUACAACAAUGUGGACAUCCCCCAACCCAAUUACUCCCUAUCGGCUGCCCGUCGUGUUGGCAUUCCGGUUGCCAUUCUGGUGGUUUCGAUGGUGCACAAGACCACCAAUGAACACCACCCAUGAGCGUCGUGUCGACUAAUUAUCGUCACUGUGUAGCGUUUAUCAUAAAUACGAUCCUUAUUUCAAGCAUACCAUCCUCAUCUAAGAUUUUCCAGAAUUAAAUUAGUGUGCAGAUACCCUUGUUGCCCCUACAACGUAACACAAUUCCUUGUUUUGUUUAAUCUCAGCCCUCAAACCCAUAUAUAUCAUUGGCUACCAUUUGUCUUCAAAUCCUCAUGUAGCCUAUAUUACUAUAUAUAUAUAUAUAUGAGUGUUCAGGUGAUAACAUGCUCCCACGUUAAAAAUGAAGACUAAUCUAAUUUAUUCAUUUGGACAAAUCAACAUUUAUUUAUUUUUUUACUAAAAUUUUCAACCAUUAGUGAAUUACAUUGGUACUACUGACUCUAUUACAAUGUAGUAUUUGAGACUCGAACCCACCCCUUUUACAUAGGAGUAUAACCAAGUGCCACUAGACCACAAGGUUUUGGCAUAAUAUUUGUUGUUGUUAAUUAUCGUUCUUGUAUCUUUAUUUUAUUUAUUUAUUUAUUUAUGAAAAUUAACAAUAUUAAAAACAUUUUGUGAUAUUUAAACUCACCAGUAAAUCUAAUUAUACUCUCAACCACAAAUGGUAUCUGUUGUCACCACAAAAUCCUCACCUGCCAUUAGUGUAGCAUAAAAGGACAAUAAGAUACUUGUGCUUUGAAAAACACUGGAAACCCAACCAUUCAACAUACUUUGAAAGUUGAUUAAUACAUACAAUCAAUCAUGUAUGUAUGUAUGUCUAAAUGACUCUGGUGAGGGAGAGAAGGCAGAAGCAGCCAUUGAGCCUAUCUUUACCUCAUAUCUCACCUGCUGAUACUUCGUUAUAUUUUUUGAGUUCUCCGGGCACUGGUAGCCUGUCGGAGUUUGAGAAGCUUCAGGUUCUCGGCCAUGGCAGUGGGGGAGUGGUGUACAAAGUCCGGCACCGGCAAACCAGGGAGAUUUACGCCGUGAAAAUCCUCCGGCGUGGUGAGAGUGGGAUGAGGGAGGUGGAUGUAGUGAGAAGGGUGGAGUGUGAGUUUGUAGUGAAGUGUCAUGGGAUUAAUGCAGAAGUGGGAAAUGACUGUUUUGUCCCUGUUGGGGAUGUGUUCUUGGUGAUGGAGUACAUGGGGGAAGGGUCAGUUCGGGAAGUGUUGGAAAAAAUAGGGGGGUUAAGUGAGGGUGUGAUUGGUUACCUAGCAAGAAGGGUUUUGAAAGGGCUAAAGUAUUUGCAUGGGAUGAAUAUAGUGCAUGGGGAUAUUAAGCCAUCAAAUUUGCUGAUAAACAGUGAAUGGGAAGUGAAGAUUGCAGAUUUUGGGGUGAGCAGAGUUUCAGAUGAAGAAUUUGAAUCAUCAAGUAUGGGGACUUGUGCAUAUAUGAGCCCUGAACGCCUUGAUCCGGGGAGGUGGCCGGAGGGCUCAUCUGCAGGGUUUUCCGGCGAUGUGUGGGCGGUGGGGGUGGUGGUGAUGGAAUGCUUUCUUGGGCACUUUCCAUUGCUGGAUGAAGGGCACAAACCAGAUUGGGCAUCAAUGGUUUGUGCAGUGUCAUUUGGAGGCGACACGAUGAGGCCGCCGGAAAAUGCUUCACCGGAGCUUCAGGGUUUCAUCAUCAGAUGUUUGGUGAAGGAUUGGAGUAGGAGAGCUACUGUGGAAGAGCUUCUGGAUCAUCCUUUUGUGACUAAAUAUUGUGAUGUUUGGAAGAUGAAUUAAUUAAUUUUGUUUUGAUUAGUCUACAAGAAUUUUCUAAAACAAUGUCAAUAUCCAUAGUGAAAUCACCGGUUCGAAUUAAACUGAACACUGUAGCAACCAGUUCCGGUUAUAGACCAGAAUCUGGUUUAAUAAGUUCUGGUUCUGAAAUGGAAAAAAUUAAAAG